Leptopilina boulardi is the source of this 1783-nucleotide messenger RNA. RefSeq names its product protein will die slowly (gene wds). The record is from RefSeq and is a predicted model, not a curated record. Gene Ontology annotation, cellular component: Set1C/COMPASS complex. Gene Ontology annotation, molecular function: histone binding. Lineage: Eukaryota; Metazoa; Arthropoda; Insecta; Hymenoptera; Figitidae. The coding region runs from base 508 to 1512 and encodes 334 amino acids. The transcript has 9 exons.
AUUACGUUUUGAUGCUACACGUCGUACUAAACUAUCUGCGGAAUGUAGUGAAUAUUUUCCUCUAACAAUGUUAAAAAAAAUGUUAUUCAUAGUUAGUGAAAAUUAACGACAAAGUGAGAAAACAAAUCUUGUGAAUGUAAAAUUGACAAAACGAGAUUAGGAAGAUUUAUUUUUAACAUAUGCUUUUUUGACAAUGUUUGUAUAUAGUAGAAAGCAAAAAUGAUUAUACUUUUAAGUUAAUAAAGCAUAUAUAGAAUAAUUUCAAUUGAUUAAGAAAGGAAAAAAGUUAAUAUUUUAAGUAUAGAAAAUUUUUGAUAAAAAUCAUAGAAGAAUAAACUGGAUGCGGCAAAGGUAAAACAAUUUAUGACGUUUCGCCCAAAGGACGCUCCGGCAAACAAUUGCGGUUCAAACAUAACCUAAAAAGUAUAAAGGAAAAUUGUGUGGUGUGCAGUUAAAUCACGGAGGAUAUAAAGAUUUUAUUAGUUUUAAAAUAUUAAAAAGUGAAAAAUGGUUCCUCUAGGUCCUACACCUGGACAUCAAACGUCUAUUAAUAAUUCAUCUAGUGCACCAAGCAGUGGAACCAAAGGCAGUUCUGCAGUUAAACCAAAUUAUACAUUGAAAUACACAAUGACUGGUCAUAUGAAGGCCGUAUCUUCCGUUAAAUUUAGUCCGAAUGGUGAAUGGUUAGCAAGUUCGUCGGCAGAUAAACUAAUCAAAAUUUGGGGUUCUUAUGAUGGUAAAUUCGAGAAAACUAUAUCGGGUCAUAAACUUGGAAUUUCCGAUGUUGCCUGGUCGAGCGAUAGUAGACUUUUAGUAUCUGCAUCAGAUGAUAAAACAUUGAGAAUAUGGGAACUGAGUUCCGGAAAAUGCCUAAAGACAUUAAAAGGACACACAAAUUAUGUUUUUUGUUGUAAUUUCAAUCCACAAUCAAAUUUAAUUGUUUCCGGUUCGUUUGAUGAAAGCGUUAGAAUAUGGGAUGUAAGAACUGGAAAAUGUUUAAAAACCCUACCAGCACAUUCAGAUCCUGUAAGUGCUGUACAUUUUAAUAGAGACGGUUCUCUUAUUGUAUCAAGUAGUUACGAUGGUUUAUGUCGAAUAUGGGACACAGCCUCAGGGCAAUGUUUAAAAACAUUAAUAGAUGAUGAUAAUCCUCCAGUAUCAUUUGUCAAAUUUUCACCUAAUGGAAAAUAUAUCCUAGCAGCGACUCUAGACAAUACCUUAAAAUUAUGGGAUUACAGCAAGGGAAAAUGUCUAAAAACCUAUACCGGUCAUCGUAAUGAAAAAUAUUGCAUAUUUGCUAAUUUUUCCGUCACUGGUGGAAAGUGGAUUGUUUCCGGUUCCGAGGAUAAUAUGGUAUAUAUUUGGAAUCUUCAAACAAAAGAAAUUGUUCAAAAAUUACAAGGACAUACAGAUGUCGUUCUUUGCACAACGUGCCAUCCAACAGAUAAUAUUAUUGCAUCAGCGGCUUUAGAAAAUGACAAAACAAUAAAAUUAUGGAAAAGUGACACAUAGACUAAAAUUAACGUAUCAAUAUUAUAUGAUCUGUACAAAUUCUCCUUUCACCUCAAAAAGAGAUAACUAUUAUUAUAAAUCGUAAUUAUUAAAAUGUAAAUCAGUGAUAAUAUUAUUUUCAUAAAUAAAAAAAAGAAAAACAGUUGUUAAAUCAUGCUGAUUAGAAAUGGAGAAUAUUAAAAUUUAAAUAUUGAUGUGAAAUUUUAAAAGAAUAAUUUUUAUCUCAACUUGUUAGACUUAUUAGUAUCUUCAAUGUUGAAAAAAAAAUUUC